Messenger RNA from Anopheles nili, 3089 nucleotides. It is a transcript of the gene Caper, whose product is annotated as RNA-binding protein 39. The record is from RefSeq and is a predicted model, not a curated record. Gene Ontology annotation, molecular function: RNA binding. The transcript is spliced from 4 exons. Gene Ontology annotation, biological process: mRNA processing. Gene Ontology annotation, cellular component: nucleus. NCBI's taxonomy places the organism in Eukaryota, Metazoa, Arthropoda, Insecta, Diptera, Culicidae. Bases 130 to 1839 code for a protein of 569 amino acids.
UCUUGUCGCUUACGUUGCUGAAAUCCUUAUUUAAUAACAAGUUAGAGGAUUUCAAGGAAUAAUCAUCGAUAUUCAACAGUGACUACGAUCGAUUGUGUGAACAUUUCAACUCUAUAGUUGCCACACGGAAUGAAAAGCUCUACUUUUUACGAUCGCGAACCACGAAGAGAACACAUUUCGGACAAGAUGGCGGCUGAUGACGAACUAAAUGUUGAAGUAUUGAACCUGCUAGAAGCGCCCUACAAAAAGGAGGAUGAUACAUCUCCAAUUGACAAUGGUACAAGCAACGGUGAAAAAAAAACAAAAGAAAACGGUCAUAGUAAAUCAACCCGUCGUUCACGUGAUCGUGAACGAGAUCGGGAGCGUGAACGAGAACGAGAUCGAGACGGUGAAAGUCGCUCAAAGAAACAUCGUUCUCGAUCACCGGGCCGUACUCGGGACAAGGAACGUCGCCGAAGCAAAGAACGUAGCAAGUCUCGUUCUCCGUUGCGCUUCGAUCGUUUGAAAGAUCGUUCGAAGGAGAAGGAACGGGUAAAAAGCGAUCAACACCGUAGCAGUGGAAUGGAGAAAAGGCGCUCAAAAGAACGAGAUCAUCGUCGACGUUCUCGUGAACGUGAUUAUCGUCGACGAAGCCGUUCAAGGGAGCCCGGACGAAGACGUCGUUCUAUGUCUCCGAAGCCGUAUCGUGGUCGAGGACGUGGUGGAUCGGGAGGUUACUACCGAGAUCGUUCACCACCGGAAGAAAUGUCCCAGGAAGAUCGAGACGCACGCACAGUAUUUUGCAUGCAACUUUCUCAGCGCAUACACGCACGGGAUCUAGAAGAGUUCUUUUCCAGCGUGGGCAAAGUUCGAGAUGUGCGUUUAAUAACAUGCAACAAAACUAAACGAUUCAAAGGUAUAGCGUACAUUGAAUUCAAGGAUCCCGAAUCGGUCUCUUUGGCUCUCGGGUUAUCCGGACAGAAGCUACUCGGGAUUCCGAUUAGUGUACAGCAUACACAAGCCGAAAAGAACCGAAUGGCUAGUCAACCACCGGCUGCGCCACCGAAAAAUCCAUCCGGGCCGAUGCGACUGUACGUUGGCUCGUUGCACUUCAACAUAACAGAGGAUAUGUUGAACGGUAUCUUCGAACCCUUCGGCAAAAUCGAUAACAUUCAGCUGAUCAUGGACGCAGAUACCGGUCGCUCCAAAGGAUACGGAUUUAUCACAUUUCAUAAUGCUGAUGAUGCUAAAAAAGCCCUAGAACAGUUGAACGGAUUCGAACUUGCUGGUCGUCCGAUGAAAGUAGGGAACGUAACUGAACGAUUGGAUGUAACAACACACGCAUCCUUGGACACGGACGAGAUGGAUCGCAGUGGCAUAGAACUCGGGGCCACCGGGCGAUUGCAGCUUAUGUUCAAAUUAGCUGAAGGAGCGGGUCUCGCUGUUCCUCGAGCUGCUGCUGACGCACUCCUAGCAACCGCUCCGCAGCCUAUGCCGCAACAACCCAUCCAUCAGUCGCCGCCAAUUGCGACACAGUGUUUUCUGCUUUCGAACAUGUUUGAUCCGGCUACCGAAACUAACGCAAACUGGGAUGUGGAAAUUCAGGACGAUGUGAUAGAGGAAUGCAAUAAGCAUGGAGGUGUGCAGCACGUUUAUGUCGACAAGCAAUCUCCUUCAGGUAACGUUUAUGUCAAGUGUCCAAGUAUUGCAACCGCCGUACUUGCCGUCAAUGCAUUACAUGGACGUUGGUUCGCUGGUCGUGUUAUAGGUGCGGCAUACGUGCCUCUUAUUAACUAUUACAACCUAUUCCCUGAUGCGUCACAGGCUGUUACAUUGUUGCAACCAAAACGAUCAGGUUGAGAAAAUUAACAGCCCAAGAAGACCUUCUGUUGUUUAUAGCAUCGCAUAGAAAUAAGUUUGACCGAAUAUUGUAGCCAAUCUAAACUGGGAGAAGAACAACUUAGUGUCGCAAUGCAAAGAUACAUGUUGAAAAGUAUGGUAAAAAGAAAAAAAAUCGUAUUACCUUUUCCUCUAAUUACGAAAUACAUGCAAAUACAUUUAGUUCUCUUGUAUUCCAUGUAAUUCAAACUUUUCCAAUAAAAAAUAGAGAUGGAUAAAUGUAGCCGAAUGAGAUCAUAGCAGUUAAAUAGAAGUGACAUAGAAAAAGAGCAACUUCUCGCUUCUGUUUCCUAAACAGAUAUGUGAUAUUUAGCGAAAUCCCUAUCAUGUUUACACACGCGCACACUCGUGAAAAAAAUCGUAUUGUUCGUAUUCGUAUAAAUUCGUAUUCGGACUUACAAGAUGGGUAAAUAGCUCAAUUUGAAAACAAAAAAUAUGUUCAAGCUUUUUCUAAAUCAUCCUUUAAGCACCCCGAUGUUUGACGAAAUAUAACUUGAAUAAUUGUUUUAGUUAAAGCAAAAAAACGCAAGCUCCUAUAAAUCAACUGUAUUUAACUUGCUCUUUUACAAUACUUGGAGGUGUGUCAGCCCGGUAUCAUACAUUAGACACGGCAGGAAAUAUGGUAACUAAACUACGCUCUGAUGAGCUGAUGAUUUUCGUCAAUUUAAAUAAAAAAUGCACGUUUUUUUUGUACAAAUGCAGAGUAAAUUUGGCUAUGAUUUAAACAUCAUUCAAUGUUCAAACCCUGUUCAAACUGCUAUUCGUAAAAUAUUCUGUAAGAUAAGUUUGCAAUAGUAUCUCAAUCCACGGCUACGAAAUGUGCGCUUAUUUCGAUUAUGUUUUAUUUGUUGUAUGCUCAAUGCUCUGCCGUUUUUUAGGGUUUAUGGAGGAAAAACGUCUAUUGCAAUAGGAUAAAUCUACGAAAAUGAAAAAAAACACACACAAGUACAUCAAGUAGCUUUUAAGAAGUCGAGUGAAAACGUAAUGUCAUUUAAUAAAAUACGAUUAAGGAUUUCGCUAAGGGUUUUAAGAAUACUGAACACGCAGGAAUAUUAAUCCUGCCAAAGUUGCGAAUGAAACUAGAAAAAGUUAGUGAAAAUGCGCUAAGCGAUCUGUAAAAGAUCGUAGCUCAUUGCGGAUUACGGAAAUGCGAAAUGCUAUACAUGAGACAAUUUAAACUAUCAAAAACAAAUUGGUAUUUAUUGUGGUAA